Messenger RNA from Oryctolagus cuniculus (rabbit), 1960 nucleotides. RefSeq names its product basic helix-loop-helix family member e23 (gene BHLHE23). Gene Ontology annotation, cellular component: nucleus. The record is from RefSeq and is a predicted model, not a curated record. NCBI's taxonomy places the organism in Eukaryota, Metazoa, Chordata, Mammalia, Lagomorpha, Leporidae. Gene Ontology annotation, biological process: sensory organ development; positive regulation of transcription by RNA polymerase II; axon development. Gene Ontology annotation, molecular function: protein dimerization activity; DNA-binding transcription factor activity, RNA polymerase II-specific; E-box binding.
GGGCCCUGGCGCCGCGGCGGGGAGGGGAGGACGCGAGGCCGGCGCUGAGGCUCCGGGACCGGCAGAGCGCGGGACGCGCCCGCAGAGCGGGGCCAUGGCCGAACUCAAAUCGCUGUCGGGGGACGCGUACCUGGCGCUGAGCCACGGCUACACGGCGGCGGGCCUGGCCUACGGGGCGGCCCGGGGGCCCGAGGCGGCCCGCGGCUACUGCGCGCCGGGCCCGGGCGGCGACCUCCCCGCGGCGCCCGCGCCGCGCGCCCCGGCCGAGAGCAGCGGCGAGCAGAGCGGCGACGACGACGCCUUCGAGCGGCGGCGGCGGCGGCGCGGGCCCGGGGGCGCGGCGGACGCGCGGCGGCGGCCCCGGGAGCAGCGCUCGCUGCGGCUCAGCAUCAACGCGCGCGAGCGGCGCCGCAUGCACGACCUCAACGACGCGCUGGACGGGCUGCGGGCCGUGAUCCCCUACGCGCACAGCCCGUCGGUGCGCAAGCUGUCCAAGAUCGCCACGCUGCUGCUGGCCAAGAACUACAUCCUCAUGCAGGCGCAGGCGCUGGACGAGAUGCGGCGCCUGGUGGCCUACCUCAACCAGGGCCAGGGCCUGGCCGCGCCCGUCGCCGCGGCGCCCCUGGCGCCCUUCGGCCAGGCCGCCGCCGUGUACCCGUUCUCGGCGGGCGCCGCGCUGGGGCCCUGCCCGGACAAGUGCUCCGCUUUCUCCGGGGCGCCCUCGGCGCUCUGCAAACACUGCGCCCAGAAGCCGUGACGGCGCCGGCGUGCCCGCCCUCGCGUUUGCGCUUCCCCGGUGGCCGUCGCCGCACCCAGGCCCGGAGGUGGCCGCCGACCUCGCUUCCAACAGCUGCGCGACCGACGAUUAGGGGCGGCGGGGAGCGAGCGGCCCGCCCAGGCACACUGGACGCAGCCGGAGCUCCGGGCUCCGGAAUCCGCGCCCGGGAACUCGCGGCCGCUGGGCACCCCUCCCCAUAUCCGCUGGGCGUUGCGGGGAGGGGGGAAACGUUGCGGGCGGCGAGAGGUUCAACGUGCGCCUUGGGGCACCGCCGCCCACCGCCCAGGAGAAGACCCGGAGGGUGGCCCGGUCUAACGACGGCGUGGGGCGCGCGGACUGAGCGGGCACAGAGCACGGCCCGCGUCGCCAGACACCUGCGUGGCCGCGGUGCGCCGGACCCGAUCCCGGGAAGGAGCUGCGCAGGAUGCGGGAGACGCGGGAGGGGGAGCGCCUCGGGCUUUUCCAAGCCUGCAUUUGCGUCCUGAAGCCUGCGGGACUUCCCCCUAAUCCGCCCGGACUCCCCUACCUGGAGCUGCGGGGACCCCGCUUGGCGCGUCCUCCUCCUGAGGGGCCAUGCACGAGGGUCCUGUGCCCCGCGCCCGCUUGGCCCUGGAGGGUCCGCGGAGGGCCAGGUCCAGUCCAGGGACCACAGAAAGCCCCCUCCCACCAACCGCCCCGCAUUUCUGGGAAGGAGGCCGGGCCAUGGUGAGUACCGGCGGUGGCGGCGUCUCCUCUAGGGUCGGUGUGGGAUCUGUCGCUUGGCGCAGCCGGGCCCGCCUCCGUGGCCCGGGAGGAGCUGUCCGGGGCUUGAGCCGAAGCUCCAGGAACCGGAGCUCUGCUGCGCUAAUGCGGCCGCAGGGGCCAGAGCGCUUCGUGUGCGUGAGGGCGGCUCAGAGCCCUUUUGAAGCGCGGUGAACCUGCCCCGGGGUGAACCUGCCCGGGACGACCUCGCCCGGUGUGGCUCUGCUUUCUCCAGGCGGCGUCUGCACCUGCGGCCCCGGUGGCUGAGGCGGGGCAGGGGCAGGGAGCUGGGUUCAGUUCUGCAAGCUGCUUAUCAAACUAGCAGCUCGGUCGUCACUUCUCCUCGAAUCCCGAGUGUUUGGCGCAUUUAUAUUCGGAAGAAAGCACUGGCUUUCAACUUAUUUUUCAAAAGUGAUACAAUUAAAUCUCAAUAGCGAAUUC